GCUUACAGUGUCAGGGAGGGGAGCUGUGCUUGCUGUCCCGUCAAUCGCGCCUGCAGGGUGCUCUUAGAUGAGGUCUGCGUCUGUAAGGGGCUUGGUGCUAGGCAAAUUGAAAGUACGCGACUGCAUUUCGGCGUUCUUAGUCGAUCAGUAACAACUCACUGUUAGAUCUUUUAGGGUUCUUUUGCUGGUAACAAGGUGCGCGGGGCGUUAGUGCGACCUUGUCGUAUGAUGAGAUUAGAGUAGCUAAUUACUUUAAUUAGUCAGUGGCGCUACACCUCACACGAUCCAUCGAUUAAUCUUCACCGUCAUUGGCCAUGCAUCAUCUCGAGCAGGCGCUAACACGUAAGAAAAGCAGCGGUAGCUGGCUAUCGCUCCUUAAAGACGGUCGCAAGGGAGGUAAUUCCAAGUCCACGUCAGCAGCAGCAGCCGAACCCUCCCCCGCUACAACCGAAACCCACCAUGCCGUUCCAGCAGGAGAGGAGAUCCCAGAGGAGGCUCGGAACAAGCCUAGCCGAACAACCAGCGGAGGCUCGUUAUUGGACUGGAAAGGGAAGGCGAAGAAGGAAAUGCCUAGGAGCUAUGGUUUGGGGAAGAGCGAUUCGGCUGGUCCUGCAGUAACUAUCGAGGUUACUACGACCAGGGCCGAUGACGACUCCCUUCCUCUUUCCUCUCCUUCCUCCACUGCUGUCUCCUCCUUCCCUUCCUCCUCCACCUCUGUCUCCUCCUUCCCUUCCUCCUCCUCCCUAUCCUCCUCCUCUCGUUCCACCUCUGCUCGCUCCUCUAUGGACCGUUCCGUUAACGGCAGCCCCGCUAUAGACCGCUCCGUUAGAGACGACGAUACGCCUCUCGCUCUGCAAACGGCUGACUCGCUGCGCAUCCACAGAAAGGCCAAGGAAGCUUCUUCGAAGCAGCUCGACGGCAUCUCGUUAGUCCCGCAGCUGAAGCUUCGGAUAGAGCCGCCAGUGCCGGGCCUCGAAGGGUCUGACCGAACCUCGGGCGCGAGCAGCCGAACCUGCAGCAGCGGAAGCGAGGGUGGGAGCACGACCGCCAGCAGCGGCCGGCACGGGACGAAUGUCGCAACAAGCGCGAGCGGCACCAGCAGCAGCAGCAGGAGCAGCACCGGCGGUGGCAACCGAGACAGGGAGAGACACAGGGAGGGAGACAGGCCGCUAAGGGUGGUGUCGCUGCUGGGUGCGGCGACGGAGGUGGUGGCGACGCUGGGGCUGCAGCAUCUGCUGGUGGGGCGGUCGCACGAGUGCAAGUUCCCGCCGUCCGUGCUGGCUCUGCCGUGCGUCACGGCGCCCGCCCUGGGUCCGGAACAGGUGCUGCAGAGCUGCGGCACGGGGCAUGACAGGCUUUCGGAGCGCGUGCGCAAGGGUCUGUCGCGGUACCACGUGGACGUGGAGGCAAUAAAGCGGCUGCAGCCGGAUGUGAUUAUAACGCAGGACGCGUGCGACGUGUGCCUCGUGACUCUAUCGGACCUCGAAGCCGCCUGCAACGACUACUUCCGCCAGCGGGACGACGCGGGGAGCGCGUGCCACGUGGUCUCGCUCAAGCCAAUCACAGUCUCGGACGUGUGGGAUAACAUGGUGCAGAUAGCCGCGGCGGUCGGGCACAGGGAGAAGGGGUGCGUGCUCGUGCAAACACUCAAGGCGCGCUGGUCGCUCGUGCGCCGGCAGGUUCCGCUCCGUGGGUCCGCACCCCGCCUGCGCGUGGUGUGCCUGCAGUGGCUGCACCCGCUCAUGGGCGCGGGGUUCUGGGUUCCGGAGAUCGUCGCGUGCGCGGGGGGGAAGAGCCUUUCCGGGAAGCCUGGGGAACGCACGGCCAUGCUAUCUUUGGAAACCUUGCUAUCUUUGGACCCUGACGUCAUCAUCGCCAUGUGCUGCGGGCUGUCUAUGGAAGCGGUUUUAAGAAAGUUUCUUAACUCGGAUGAUCUACCCCAGUGGAACCGGCUAAGAGCCGUGCAGACGGACGCCGUCUUCGUGGCUGACGGCGACCGUUACUUUAACAACUCCGGGCCGACUAUAGUGGAAUCGGCGGAAAUAAUGGUGGAGAUUCUCCACGCGCGCCGGUUCCCACACCACAGAACCGCAUCAAACCGCGCUGUUGCCGCUGGCUCUGCUGACGGUGGUGCUGCUGACGCCUCCCCUUCGUCCAACCGCCUGUUAGGCCGGGGACACGUGGCAGCAGGCGCGGAUUUCCCGGAGAUCGAGAUUAAGUACGAGGGGAGGGCGUACGCGCAGUUAACGGGUGGGUGCGUGGGCGCGUGGCGCGCGCUGCUGGGGGACGGCGGAGGGGCUGACCGCGCGGGGGGGGACUGGGGGAAGCUGGACGCGGGGAAGGGGGCGGAUGGGAGAACGGCCAAGGGAGCGAGGGAGGCCGCUAGGGAGGCUGCAUUGGUGGCGAAAGCGGCAGGGAAGCAGCAGUUGGGGCAGGAGCAGCAGAGUAACAAGGCGGAGAUUGGGGGCAACGAGGCAAUUGCCCCCCUUCGCCCUCCUCCUGGGUACACGGGGAAUGUUACAAGUAAAAGCAGCACCAGCGCCACUGCCGCCGCUGCUGCUACCUCCCCUGCUAGCCAAACGGGCAGCAUGAGUGAGUCGUCCGCCACUUCUGCCCCCAAGCCCUUGGCCCCCCUGCCGUCUCCGCCCGGGCGCAGCUCCAGGCGGCAGCUGUGGGGGCUGAAGAGGGGGACGGAGCGGAAGGAAGGCGCGGAUGCGGAGGCGAAGGGGGAGGAGGAGGAGAUGGUUGAGCAGCAGAGAAUGAGAGAGGAGGAAGAGAGGGUAGAGCGGGAAAAGAGUGAGCAGGAUCGGAUACAGCAGCAGUUUCUGACACAGUUAAAGCUCGAGGAGGGGUUGCAACUGCUGGCUACGCAACCGGGGGCGGCACAACUGCCGCCGGAGCAGCAGCAGCAGCAGCAGCAGCAGCUCGGGGAGGCGGAGGAGGAGCAGGAAACACUACCCACCUCGCCGUCCGCCUCUCCCCCUCCCCCCGCCAUCUCCCUGUCAGGCGCGGCGCUCAAAGCCGCGCAGCUCCGCGCGCUCUUCCUCGCAACCAUAGAGGAGUCCCUCCCCGCGGAUUGCCUCCUCCUGUCGGGCGGCCUCGCGUCCACCAUAAUCGCGCACGCCGCCACGUCUUUAAUCUGGCCGGGGAGCAUCGGCGCCGCGAUUACGGUUCUCGCGAGUCCUAGAGCAGCGGAUAGGGCGCCUGCGGCGGCGGCUGCGCGCGGGUGCCAGCUGGGCGGGGGGAUGGGCGGAGGGGGGAGCGGCGGGCACGUGUUUGUGGGGGGCGGGCCGGGGUUUCAGCCGGAGCAUCUGCUGGAGACGGAGCUGCGGUUUGUGGUGCGCGUAUUGAAGAGCUUCGAUCCCGCUGAGAUCCGCAUGGGCGUGGUGCUGGCGGCGGGGCUGAGGGAGGCCAAGCGGCAGGGCUUCUGCUCGGUGAUGGUGGGCGAUGGCGCGGACGAGCUGUUCACCGCUUUCGACUUCAUGGUGCGGAUGAGCGACGCCAAGCUGCAGGAGUGCCGCCAGCACAUGGUGGACGUGCUGCGCUUCCCCUGCAGGGACCUGGCGCAGGCGCUGGGCCUGGAGGUGCGGCAGCCGUUCCUGCACCCGGCCCUGCAGGAGUUCGCUCUGGGCCUCACCAAGGACGAGCUCCUAGGGGAGGGGCGCAGCGAGGAGUGGUGUGACUACAACGAGGGAAAUUUGCUGCUGAGAAUGGCGUUCCCUGAAGUGGUCUCGGCCCGCCGGCCCAAGGAUCCCAUUGAGGUGGGGGCGGGCACGGUGGCUUUGACGAGGCACUUUGCGCGGAGGAUGGGCCGGGAGGAGUUUCAGGCGGAGAGGCAGAGGGUGAAGCGGGAGGAUCAGGUUCGGAUCAGGGACCCUGAGCACCUGCACUACUACCGAGCCUUCCGCCAGGUGUUUGGAGGUCCGCUUCUUCCAGGGGUGCAGCGCUGGCAGCCCAACGCGUGCUCGGCCUGCGGCUUCCCGCCUCUCUUCCCCGACCAGCUUCUCUGCGCCACCUGUGGGGAGUGCUCCACGCGCAAACCCUCCCGCCGCCGCUCCAAUUCGGGGGGUACCAACAAUGCUGUGGGCGCUGGUGCUGCUGGUGCUGCUGGGGAGGUUGGGUCAGGUGGAGACGGGCUCGGAGGGGUUGGAGUGGGCGGAAUGGAAGGGCCUCAUGUGAGGGUGCAGCUUGGUGGAAUCAGCAGCAGCGCUGGCGGGCGGCCGAGGCUGUCAGACGUGCCUCGCAGCCCCCGCCGCCCGUCCACUCCCCCUCGAGGCUCCUCAUCCCCUUCCCCUGGCAGCAGCAGCAGCAGCAGCGGGAGGAAGCAGCGGGGUUGCUGGGGGAGUGCAGCGGGGGAAGGAGGGGCAGUGGGUGGGCGAGAGGCGUUUGGCGUAUCAGAGAGGGACGGAUGCAUGAUGCAAGGGGAGAGGGAGAGGUUUGGGGAGGGGGGGGAGUGGGGGGGAGAGCAGGUGGUGGUGGUGGAGGUGGCAGAGGAGGUGUGUGUGGCUAUGUCGGUUGUGGACCAGGCGCUAGCUGGAGUGGCGUCUCCUGACAGGACUCUGGCUGCGAAACACACAGACGGAACCAGCAGCAGCAACUGCACCAGUGGCGGCAGCAGCAGCUGCAGCAGUGGCGGCGGCAGCAACAGCAGCAGCAGCAGUGGCGGCAACGGUGGCAGCAGCAGCAACUCCAGCAGCAAUGCGCAUCCCAUGAGCAAGAUCCACUCGCUGCUCUUCUCCACCUACUCUCAUCCGCCCAAUGCCCCCUCCCUCCACCACUCAGACUCGCUCCUGUCUCUUGUGGCGUGCGUGGAUGGGGGGCUGAGCGUGUGGGGCGACAUAAUCGGCAGCAGCCAGUGCAGUGAAGAGCCGGAGGGUGACAGUGACGAUAACGGGCGGGAUAAUAACGAGGAAAAGGAGCGAUGCCGCAGUGAGGGCGGGGAGAGGAGAGGCAAUAGGCGAGGGGGGAGGGGAAGGCGGGCAGGAGAACGAGGGGUGGUUACUGCAGGAGGGUCGAUGGACGGUUCAGAUCGCGAGGACGUGGAUGCGAUCACCGAAGGCACGGAGAUGUGGAGUGUGACGGAUGCGACAACGGAUGUGGCGGGGUUCAGUGAGAGUGAGGAGUGGGGCGAUGGAGAGGACAGGGACGGCGCGCAUGAGGGGCUCAGCAGCAGCGGCAGCUUCUCCGACUGCGCCAGGGGAGGAGGGGAGAAGUAUUUCGUGCUGGGUGGUGAUGAGUGGGCUGAUGGGGGCCAGGGGAGUGGGAGGUUUUUGACCAAGGGAGCAGAAGCGGCUCCUAAGUACAGGGUGCUUGUUGCGGAAUCAGCAGCCAAGCCAUCCUUCCAGCACCACCAGCUCUCCAAUGCCUCGUCGAGGUUUUACUGACCAUCAAAACAAGCUCACUCCCCUUUCAAUUUACCAGCAUGUAGUAUGACCACUUGUCACACCAUCGUAUAUCACCACUGUAGUAGUGCUGGCGUAGUGGCAUCUAGAAAAUAUGGGUUUGAAUGGCUACGUUAGUUGAUUCAUAGUGUAUGGGUAAUAAAUUGCUAGGGUGGUGUGCAUCUUAUGUGACUGCGGUAAGUGACAGGAUUGAGGAGUGCAUCGCUGUCCGUGCUGUCUAAAUGUUGUAGUGA
Messenger RNA from Closterium sp. NIES-67, 5635 nucleotides. The record is from the annotation of a GenBank genome assembly. NCBI's taxonomy places the organism in Eukaryota, Viridiplantae, Streptophyta, Zygnematophyceae, Desmidiales, Closteriaceae.